GUACGUUUUACUUGGUUUACAUUGCAAGCACGUGACCCUAGCUAUAUUGCUUUAGCUAGUUCAACAUGAUCCUCCGGCAAGCGAGAUCAGCUGCUCUGGAGCAAGGGAGCUGCAGACGCCACUCCUCGGCACACUUUCCCCAAAAAUGUCAACACACUCGAGGUCCAUCCCUUUUCAAGUGCAACUCACCACGAUUUUUGGGCUGUCUUGUAAUGAUGUAUGCCCUUCACGAGUGAUGUUGAAGAAGGGAAGUCCCUCGUCAGCAAUUCCUUCCCUGUUUCAUCUCACUCAAUCGCCCAUGCCGCACACCCCUUCCUUCCCUCCGGGUAUUUCGAUGCAUGGACUAGACACAUCAUCAGGCACCACAAGUACCCCGCGAACAGACUCAUGGUAGGUCUAACGAGUCUGUGAGGUAUAUAGGUAACUUGGCAAGCUGCGAAUGCUCCUUCCUUCGUGGGUUACACUCUGUGCAACA
Hyaloscypha bicolor E is the source of this 475-nucleotide messenger RNA. RefSeq lists its product as uncharacterized. Bases 146 to 394 code for a protein of 82 amino acids. The record is from RefSeq and is a predicted model, not a curated record. The transcript has a single exon. NCBI's taxonomy places the organism in Eukaryota, Fungi, Ascomycota, Leotiomycetes, Helotiales, Hyaloscyphaceae.